AGUUUUAGCACUGGCAGUGAAUAUCGGGACGCAUCCCAAGUAACAUGUAGCAAGUAAUACUUUCGAACUGUUUAGAGAUUAGAUAUCAGUUAAAAGAGCUUAUUGGCUCAUUGCAGAUAAUAAUUUUUAAUUUGCAGAUUACAAAGAGAAGCGAAACGGCUUUAACAGAAUAUCUAUUGCAAGAAGGCGUCUCAAAAGAGGCUUGUAAAAUUCUAAAACGCGAAUUUCUACGACAUAAUAACAGGACAUGGCUUUUUGCAAUUUCGAUUUUUGACAGUCCGGAAAACUCAAAGUCCAUCUAAAAAGAUCAGAAAUACUUCAAAACAUCCAAUACCAAAAAAACCAAAGUUAUGUGAUGCCAAGGAUAAAGAUCUUUUGGAAACUCUGCAGUUGGAAGAAAAAAUUGCCUGGAUGAAUAUGAAAGUAACCGACGAAUCAAAUAAGGUAGCGUUACAGAUGGUUUUAACUGAAACGAGACCCAAUCGCUUAGUAGAAGUACAGGAUGCUAAAUACACUAUAACUGAUAUUUUAAAACGAUAUGGUCCACUUAAAGCCUAUCAUGGAGACAUGAUUGACUACGAAUUUAAUGCAAUUUGGCCAGGAAAAGAUAAUUUUUUGGGACGAUUCUCAACACAGUAUACCCCAAAGAUUAUUCGUUAUAUUAAUGAAAUAAGAUCCGAUCUUACAAAUUUCAUGGUGACAGCAAAUGAGGAUUUAAGAGCACUUUGUGCAAUUCCAUUAUUAUUACCAACUCCUAACUAUGGGAAAGGAAAAGGAUGUAAGGGAAAAGGGAAAUCUAAGGUUCUCCUAUCAAAUUCGAAAAUCGUCCCUAAAUGUAACAAACCACAUCCUGAUUUGAUUAAGUUUAUUUCGGAUAGCGAAGAUUUGGUAGCACAAACUACAUUGGAAGGCGCUUCAGCACAGAUACAGCCUUUUUUAAUUUGUGCUCAGGCUUCAAAUGAAGAUUUCAAAGGGCAUUUUUUUAUUCGAGCGGAUGAUAUAAUCAUAUCCUUAAGAAAAGAUCCUAUACACGCCUUCGACAUUUUGAUAAAAUUUCACUAUAUCUUGAAUGUGAAAUUUGCUCCUUCAUUGGAGAACUUUUAUAACUUUAUUGUGGCCUGCAUUAUGGACAUAGAAAAACCACGUCCCAUUUGCGACAAUUUAGAUAUAAUAUUACAAAAUUCAUUUGCGACAACAGAUAUAAUAGAAGUUUAA
This is a messenger RNA of Cyphomyrmex costatus, 1215 nucleotides long. RefSeq lists its product as uncharacterized. Bases 412 to 1215 code for a protein of 267 amino acids. The record is from RefSeq and is a predicted model, not a curated record. NCBI's taxonomy places the organism in Eukaryota, Metazoa, Arthropoda, Insecta, Hymenoptera, Formicidae. The transcript is spliced from 7 exons.